UACAGUUUCAUUGUGACUGUCUCAGUGCUGGAUACAGUUCGAAGACAAAUUCUACCUGCCUGAUACAGUACUUCCUUCUAGGAAAUAUUAGGACAUCCUGAUUCAUCAACGUCAACACUAGGAUGACGCUAGCAGCAAAACCACAGCUUCCUGGAAGGAAAGACAUACAACCAGUGUUCCUGCAGUGGUGUUUCGAUACAUCACUUCUUAAUGUGUUCUGAUUUCUAACGUUUAGGUGUUUGGUUUUCAGCAACUCUACAGCAAGACUUAAGGUUUUAAAGGCUAUUUACCGUUCAAGAUGCUACUCCGACCUCACAUUCUUUUGGCUGUAAUCUUGGUGUCCUGCGUACGAACAGAGAAUCUUCUCCAUCCUGAAGACACAAACGGGAGAGAAUAUGUACUCAGAAGUCUCAGCAAAUUAAUCACCACCAACCAGAUGCUCAACGAGAAACUUGAAAAUGCUUCAAUAGAAAUUGAUGGAUUUAUAUUCAGUCAGAACGAGUCUGCAGCCCGUAGGACGAUUGACAUCGUUAAGGGGUACAUAGGCGGAAGGGAGGAGUUCAUAGCGCAAAUACACGCUGUGAAUAAUGAUGCAAACAAACUAAACCUGACGCAGAGCAUGCUACGUUUGGGAAAUUCCUCGUUUCUCAAUGAAGUGAGGUGGAAACAGGAGUUAAAUCAGACUAAGAACGAGUUAUCAAAACUUGAAAAAGUUUUAAAAUUAUACAAAAUGUUACUUAAAUUGAACGAGACAAAUGAAUACGCCAACAAUCUGACAAAACAAUUUAAAGAGGAGGGUAAGAAGAGACAACUAUCGAAUGCAACGCAUUUAGCUCGAGAACUUGUGCGGGAAAUAAAGUCCUUUAUCCAAGAAGUGUCUAACGUAAGGAAUUUCACAAUAUCCCACAAUCUGACGGGAGUAAUUACAAACUUCUGGAUUGAACAACUUUUAGACAUACAAUACUGGGAAUAUCUUCUGAAAAACAAGACGGAAGAUCUACUUUUGCUUGAGAAAACAAAAAUCCCGGUAGCAGGCCUCAUCAAUAAGUAUGUUCGUCCCACUCUUUUCGUCAUAAUUUUUGUGGUAGGACUGGCUGAAAACGGAGUGCUCAUCACUAUUUUCGCUCGCUAUCCCAAAAUUCGCAAAUACAGGAACAUGAUUAUCCUCAACCUCUCAAUAGCUGACACACUAUCUCUUAUUGUCAAUCUGCCUGUAAUCCACUUGUACGAUUCGAUAUCAUGGAGUGUGAGUCUAGAAACUGCUCAGGUAUUCAUGUUUUAUCGGUUCCUUUGUUUCGGACUCAGCGUCUUCUCGGCCCUUGCACUCUGCUUGCAGCGAUUCUCAACUACCCUCAAAUACUCGGCUCGCGGCGGAUUUAUCCUCCGACAGUCAACAAAACACAACUGCAUUAUUCUAAUUGCGACAGUAUGGGUGCUCGCCAUAUUAUUCGCUGUACCCCAUAGUUUGUACAGCUGUCUUUAUUUUGAGCAGUGCUUCAACACAAAUGUGGAACUCCAUUCCAAAAUUGCGAUCACUUUGUUCUCAAUCGAUCUGAUAAGCCUCUCCAUAAUUCCUGCAAUAAUAAUCACAAUACUCAACUGGUUGACAGUUCGUCAUCUGAAACUUAGAGGAGAAAGUCUUCCAGUAAGCAUGCCGGAAGAUCAGAAAGCUUAUCAGAAAAAAUUACUUUUCAGAAGCAAAAAUAUCUUAAUACUAACUCCAAUUAUCUUUGCUGUCACUUCUUUACCCUACUAUAAUUAUAUAACCAUAGCUUCUUUCUUGGGUACAGAUAUAAAUUCCCUCUCAUACACGAUAAUUAAAGGAGUCUUAUAUUGCAUGAUAUUUGUGAACUGCAGCUUCAAUCCUGUGGCUUUGUAUUUCACAAGUGGAACCUUCAGAUGUUACAUCAACACGCAUUUCUUCUUCUGCAAACGGCACAAGAAUAAACACAGAAGACAAGAAAAACAGCAACUCCAAUUUAAUACAGAGAAUAACACAACGGAAACUCCUCUGUAAAGUGCAUACGUUUCUGAAACGAAAAUAUCCAAAUAUUUCAUGGGCCCACAAUAAUCUAAUCCUCUAAGGCUAAACGCCCAUUUCGAGGUAUGAAACCAUUUUCUCGGCACACAGUAACGACAAGGAGUUACAAUCACGUAUUGCACGAAUGCACAAAUAUCUUUCUGCGUCAGCAGUCUUUUAGUGUUAAUUUCUGUAAAAGAACAAGCAUCAACCUUCAGAACAUUAAAAGAAUAUGAGAAAUAUGUUUCUUAUAUGACCGCCAUGUUCUCAGAGUUGCAAAAAAUGAGUUUACCUCUCAUUACUUGACCUGACGGGAAUGAAUUCUCGAUAAGAAGACAAUUAUACGCUCUGCUCCCAACACAUUUAAGGAAUUUAAUUUCACACGAGGCCGUCAAGAUGCACGCAGCUGUUCAAGAUUUUCUUCAAUACAGAGCAUCAGCUACCCCUUCGAUCAUUUGAAUUAACUGACGAGUUCUUCAGAACAGCUGGUAGCUUCUAGAUUUCUGUCGCGGUGAAAAUUGUACUUAAUCUCCUGCAAUUAUAAAUUGAGCGAAAAUAUAAUGUUGUAUAUAAAGUUAUAAUGCAAACUUGACAAGUUUAGCAUAUGUAUUACAAACAUACAUAAAAUGGGCAUGUAUAUACAUUAUUGUAAAUUUGAAAUAUAUUUCCAGAAAUGUAAAUUCUAUUGCAGCCUGAUUAAAAACCAUAUUAUUCUCAGCUA
Molecule: messenger RNA, 2741 nt
Organism: Zootermopsis nevadensis
Lineage: Eukaryota; Metazoa; Arthropoda; Insecta; Blattodea; Termopsidae
Product: neuropeptide CCHamide-2 receptor
Biological process (GO): G protein-coupled receptor signaling pathway
Cellular component (GO): plasma membrane
Molecular function (GO): G protein-coupled receptor activity
Source: RefSeq, a predicted model, not a curated record